GACAUUGUCGGCACUUGGUGACUGCUUAAAUUACAUGUUUUAAAAAUGUUACGGCUAAAUGAGAUAACUUUUCGCAAAAUUGCUCUCUGUGUGAUCCUCUCGUGUCUGGCUCUGUACGCAUACGUGUGUAUGGACAUGGACACGGGACCCAAAAUUGAAAAUGCUUACUUUGUGAACAACGAGGGCUGCAAAAUGAUUGCACUGGAUGUGACGAGCCCCGCGAUACAGAGCCACAUGACCAAGCCACCUGGAGAGUACACGUGCAACGAUGAAACCUGGUUCGGUUCGAGGCUGCGGAGUGGCAACUGGUACCUGGAGCUGAUGCGAGACAUUGAUCAGAUUCUGAUAGAGCACAACAUCGAGACCGAAACUAGCAUAGAGUGCGAGUACGAUCGAUUCGAUGGGAAGAGCGACAGCCAAAUGGAGCACUACAGACCGGUUAUAUUCAAUCUGACACAUCCAUACCGCUGGGAGGUGGGACCAGCCAUUUAUCUACGUGUCUUUUGCUACCAUUCCAAGAAACUACUCCACGAAGAUGUGCACUUCUUCAUUCAGCCACCGCCGCCAGAAUUACUUGUGAAACCAAACAGCUUGAAGAAAUGGGGAAAAGACAAUGCAUCUCAACCCGAAGAGCCGCUCAUUUCAGUGAUGAUCCUGGGAUUGGAUAGUGUUUCCCAUCUGAACUUUCUGCGCCAAAUGCCACGUACUGCUUACUAUCUCCGCAAUGAAAUGUCUCACGUCGAAUUUUGGGGCUACAACAAGGUCGGUUUGAAUUCCUUUCCGAAUCUGAUUGCCAUGUUGACGGGGCAGAGUGAGGAGGAGAAUGAAAAUUACUGGAAGCCCCAAAAGCGCAUGGACGAUUGCCCUGUGAUUUGGAAGGACUUUAAGCAGGCUGGCUAUAAUACCACAUUGGGUGAAGAUUAUCCUGAAUACAGUCUGUUUAAUUUCUUGAAGCCUGGAUUCGCCUCAAUGCCAACUGAUCACUAUCUGCGUCCAGUUGUGAAUACCAUGUUGAGGGUCUUUAGCACAGAGUCCAUUGCCUGGUGCUCGGCUGGCCGCACACUCACGGAUGUUUUGCUGGAGAUGGUCGAGAACCUGCUGCCCCACAUGCAAAGGCAUCCAUUCUUCUCGUUGUACUGGUGGUCACAGGGCAUUCAUGAGUACUUCAACUUUGCUUCGACGAUCGAUCAGCGUUUCGUGGGACUACUGAGGCAUUUGGAGGAUACGGGUAUCACCAACAAUACCUUCAUAUUCUUCAUGUCCGACCAUGGUUCGCGAUGGGGAUCAUUUCGUAGGACCUUUCAGGGUAUGCUGGAGGACAAUCAACCCAUGCUGUUCACGCUCUACCCCAAGUGGAUGAAGGAACGCUAUCCGCUGGCCAUCAAGAACCUGGAGAGCAACAGCCACAGUCUGAUUACGACAUACGAUAUGUACGAGACCAUGAGGGACCUCCUCCACCUGGAUUCAUUGCAGGACAAUCGUUUGAAGCAGAAGUCAAGUCUCCUAUGGAAGCUACGCGGGUCUGACACACCUCGUGGCGUCAGCCUCUUCCUGCCAGUACCAUCGUGGCGCACUUGCAACACUUCCAACAUUCCUGUUGCAUUUUGUCUGUGCCAAAAACUGACUCCCCUUCAAUUGGAUGAUCCCACGGUAGCACUUGUGGCACGCUCAGCUCUACAAUCGAUUAAUCAGCUUCUAGAACCCUUUCCCAUGUGUCUUCAGCUGGAGCUCAAGGCUGUGGUCAGCGCGUUCUCUUCGGUGCCGCAUGUGACCCACAAACAUGACAAGAGAGACUUCACCGUGCGCUUUCAAACGGUUCCAGGCGAUGCUUACUUUGAGGCCACAUCGAGACUGACGGAUGGGGUCUUGAACCAGGCAGGAGAGAUCAUUCGUAUUAUGCAUCGCAACAACAACAGCAACUGUAUUAGCGAGCUUCAGUUGGAGCCCUUUUGCUAUUGUGCAGUGUAGCAUCGAGAUCAAAAUGAAUUUUUAAAGAGAAUAUAGGAUAUAAAUGCGUA
Messenger RNA from Drosophila subobscura, 2018 nucleotides. RefSeq lists its product as uncharacterized. The transcript has 2 exons. Lineage: Eukaryota; Metazoa; Arthropoda; Insecta; Diptera; Drosophilidae. The record is from RefSeq and is a predicted model, not a curated record. Bases 46 to 1968 code for a protein of 640 amino acids.